Conger conger (European conger) is the source of this 420-nucleotide messenger RNA. RefSeq lists its product as uncharacterized. The record is from RefSeq and is a predicted model, not a curated record. The coding region runs from base 1 to 420 and encodes 139 amino acids. NCBI's taxonomy places the organism in Eukaryota, Metazoa, Chordata, Actinopteri, Anguilliformes, Congridae. The transcript has 6 exons.
AUGCUGCAUUACUGCUUGGUCCAUAUGGCGUAUCAUUUAAGCAGGCGGUUGCCAAAACAUCAGAGGUUGAAAUUUCAAAUCAUAACUGCAAUUUUUGCAACGCUUAUCCUUGCUCCUCAGUUGUAUGUUCUAACAAGGCCUAAAUCGUCCCGAUACUGCCAACAGCCUCUUCUGAACAACCUUGCAUGCUUCAUUGUGCUAUCUCUUGUGGCUACAGGCUUUGCAGUGGUGUUCACACUACUGGACCCAGUCCCUCAAGCCUUCAAGGCAGCCUUCCAUGUGUUCGGAGUGGUGUCGUUCACAGAGGGCCUCUGUACCACUGUCCUAAUUGCCACAGCAACUUCCUGUGCAAAAACAACUCCUGAGCUGUACUACCUGUCCUACCUGCUAUCCUGGGCGUGUGUCCUGACUACAGGAUGA